This is a messenger RNA of Agrilus planipennis (emerald ash borer), 3470 nucleotides long. Its product is annotated as glucose dehydrogenase [FAD, quinone]-like. The transcript is spliced from 5 exons. The record is from RefSeq and is a predicted model, not a curated record. Gene Ontology annotation, molecular function: oxidoreductase activity, acting on CH-OH group of donors; flavin adenine dinucleotide binding. The coding region runs from base 1523 to 3364 and encodes 613 amino acids. NCBI's taxonomy places the organism in Eukaryota, Metazoa, Arthropoda, Insecta, Coleoptera, Buprestidae.
ACAAGCAAUUGCCUUAAUGUUUUUCCUAACAUUAAAUUGGUUUGAUUAAUUAAUUAAGCCCAAAGUAGUAUUAGCCCAGAACCCCCACAUUCACGACCCUCCCCUGCCCCUGUAUGAAUUAAAUAUUAAUCGAAACCAAUAAUACCAAACAAAAAGUAAAGUUAUACUAACCAACACGACCCCCAAUAAGUCCCAUACCUUGAAAGUUCUCGUCCAUGUGCUGGCCCACCCUGAGUAUCGAGAGAUUUUGCGAUUUUAUUUUAAAAAUGAUUUCUAUUAGUAAUUGCUUUUUAUUAUUCUUCAAGAUUUUAUGAAACUUCGAGGCUUAAAAUCGAAACUAUUUUUGACAAACUGUAAAUGCGAUGAUAUCAAAUUCUGGUUAAUGUUGUUCGGUUGCCAUACAACAAUAAAUGGUGGUAACCAUAAAUAAUUACGACGUUAUUUGAAACAUUAUUUCAUGCUUACCUGGCAAAUGAUGAGAAUCAUGCAGAUGUUUAAGCACCCUUCUCUAUAUAUUUAUAUGGCUACGUGUGCAUGUACAUUAAGAAAAAAAAAACAGUGUAACAUCAUUAACCGUUGAUCAUUUAUACAAUAUUCGUGUGCUCGCUGGUUAAGGGCGAUAUCACGUAAUAAAUUAUUUGGAAGGGGUUCAUUUCGAUCCUAAUAUUAUAGCUGACUUCGACUCAUAACAAUUACUUGUUUGUUUGCUAAAAAUCUAAACUAUUUCAAACUGUCAUGUAUGAAUGCAGUUUACAUUUUUUAAUUUUUUGUUUUUAUUUAUUACUUAUUGUUAUCUCAACUCAUUUUGAUAAUGGACUACGUGUUUCAUUCCUCGUAUACUUCCGAUAUUAUUUUCAUCUUUAUUAAUUUAGUCACUUCAAAGUGACCGCCAAUUUAUAAUAUAUAUGUAAUAGUAGAUAUCUAUAAGGUCGAAACGAACUUGACAUGGUUUAUUAUAAUUGACAUAGUUUUUUGAUUAUGAGAAGACAAAUUUGUAUAUUAUUUAUUUAUUGUUUCAUCACGAAUGCUCACCCUCAACCCUAUUUAUUUAGUAACAUUUGAAAUCAUCUAAUUGUUAGAUGCAACAAUGUUUGUUUAAACAUUAUCUCAAGGAAAUACAGUAAUUGUUCGAGUUUCUCGAAUUAGUAUGUUUUUAAUUAAGGUGGGGACAUUUUUGGGUAACUCCAGCUCAGAUCAGAUACUCGACUAACUGUAGCUUUCUAGGUACCAUAAAUGAAACCUUCAACGUUCCUUCAAUGGUAUUUUGAAGUAGAAACAACGCAAACAACAAUUUCGACUAUAUAUCGUGUUAUGAUAAGUAUUUUUAAAAAAUUUACAAGGCGAAGUAUGACGUUAUUCGAUUGGGAUAGUAUUUAAGUAGAUAACAUUAGGACUCUAAUUAGUCCGAGCAACUUUCACCUGUAAUAGUGUGAUGUUUUGUCACAUUCCGUUAUUAUUUAAUGGUAACUAAUUGGUAAAAACGUUAAUAAGUUCUGGUGACUGGCUGGGUUUGUACUGGACAAUGAAGGCGAUUUUUGAAAUAGUUAUCCUCGCUCUAUUCUUCGCCCAUCCUGUCUAUCCGCAGGGGGAUGAAGUCGAUUAUUACGAAAAUCUCAUCAUUCAAAACACUGUACAAACAAGUACAUAUCAAAGACCAGAAUUUUGUUCCGAGUUCAACGUCAGAAAUACCGAUGAAGCACCCGUUGCCAUCGGGAGUUACGAUUUCGUGGUUGUUGGUGGAGGAUUGGCGGGCAGUGUGAUCGCUGGUAGACUGACAGAGAGACCGGAUGUGUCCGUCCUGGUUCUAGAAGCCGGCAAAAGAGAAAACGAUUACGUCGAUAUCCCUGCUAUGGACGGGUUUCUCAAGAAUUCCGAGUACAAUUGGGGAUUCAGGACGGUUCCCCAGAAAGUUGCUUGCAGAGAUCAACCAGGAUUCCGCUGUGACUACCCACGAGGUAAAAUCUAUGGUGGUUCCACUGGCAUAAACGGUCUGGCAAAUAUCCGUGGAAACUGGCGAGACUACGACAAAUGGGCCGCAAUGGGCAACAAGGGAUGGUCCUUCGACGACGUUCUCCCCUACUUCAAAAAAUACGAAAACGCGUCCUCUCUUGUUGGUAUCGACGCGGAAUACCACGGAUUUUCAGGACCAGUCACCCUCGAAAACUACAAAACCCCAUCCAAUAUCACUAAAACCUUCAUGGAAGCGAUGGGUUUAUUCGGCUACCCGAUCACAGACUACAAUGCCAAAAAUCUUUUUGGUAUUAAUUACAAUCAAUUCACUCAGAGAAACGGCAGAAGAUUGACGAGCGCAGCGGCGUACCUGUUCCCCAACGAAGACAGGAAGAACCUGAAGGUAAAAACGGAAUGUUACGUCACGCAUAUUUUGAUGGACCAACGCGGAAAAAGAACGAACGGGGUCGAGUUCAUACACAACAACAGAAAAUACAUCGUCACAGCAACCAAAGAGGUAAUCAUGGCCGCCGGUUCCAUCCAAACUCCACAGAUCAUGAUGCUUUCGGGCCUUGGGCCGAAAGAACAACUGGACAAAUUCAGUAUUCCCGUUCUAAAGAAUCUGCCCGUUGGAAAGAACAUGUUGGACCAGUUUUACGUUCAAAGGGCCAUGAACGUCACCACGAACUAUACAGAGGAGAAGAGAACCAUAAGAAGCGACGUGGUCCAAUAUCUGCAAGGUUUUGGUAGACUGACCAUCAACGUUGGAAACAUUGAAGCGAUCGGAUUCAUUGAACACAAGAGAUAUCCUGUAACUGAAAUCAAUGUGAUUCCAACGUCAGCGGUCUAUGCCGUGGAAAACAAGGAAGUGAGGAUCACAGGGGGUAAAUACGCUGUUGCUCAAGCUGGAGGAAUUCUUCUUCAUGCAAAAUCAGUUGGACAGGUGACCCUGCAAUCAGCAGAUCCUUUGGACUUCCCCCUGAUCGAUCCCAAUUAUCUCACUGAAGAAGACGACAUGAAUGCUCUUGUAGAAACGCUAGAUUUUCUGGUGGAUGUCUACGAAUCCGGUCCAUUACAAAAAUAUAACACCACAGUCGUUCCAGAGAGUACCUAUUGUAAAGAUUACGAGUUUAGAAGUUUUGAUUAUUGGAAAUGCGUUAUCCAACACUACGGUACGACCAUUUAUCAUCCCGUGGCCACGUGCAAAAUGGGUCAAAGUCACGAAACGUCAGUCGUAAACGAUAAACUGCUAGUUCACGGUACGGAAAACUUGAGGAUAGUGGACGCCAGCGUCAUACCGUCUUCAAUUUCUGGUCAUUUGAUGCCUGCAGUUUAUAUGGUAGCCGAAAAAGCUGCCGACAUUAUAAAGCAUCGCUAUAGGAAAACUAAAUCUUUUGACUGCACAACCCAUUAGUCUGAUUGUUUAAGUUAAUUGUUAGUUAGUAUUAGUAGAUUAUGUUUAUUUUUUCAUAAUUAUUUAACGCACUCUUGUAGGGGUAAUAAAUUAUAAUUUUUAUUAA